CAUAUUAAUUAUCACCUCUUGCCUCAAGAAUGGUGUUUGACUUGGUAUUAACUACAGAAAAGGUUUGAUCUCAACGAAUAGGAAAGGCUCAGUCAAUUCAUCACUCUCCGCCAAACCCAUGAAUCAAAAACCAGGCUGUUUGUCCGUUUCAUUCUCAAUUCCAUUGGAUCUUCCAUUUGUUGAUGGAGAAGCUUUUCCUUAGCCCUUUUUUGCUGUUGUUUUACACAAAUCAAGUGGGGUUUCUCCCUUUAUUCUCAUCUUCCCCUUUACCCUUCUACUCAUUCACCUUUGCUUGUCUUCAACGUUGGGUUGCCCCGUGAAAAACCAAUCUAUUUGAGAAUUUUAGGGUGUUUGUAACAAAACCCAGAAGGGGAUUUGGGGGAUUUGGGGGAUUUGUUACAGAUGCUCUGCGAAUGGGGAAAGUGGAGGAGCGAAAUCUGCCGGUGCAGCAGCGUCGUGAGGUGGCUCACUCUUCUGGGUGUCUUUGUGGUGAAUGUUCGAUUUGUUUUGAUAGAGUUUGUAAGGAGUUGAAUUUCAAGUGUUUGUUGGUUUUGGUUUUGGGGUUUGUGGUGUUUGUGCCUGGAUUCUUUUGGCUUCUUCCUUUUCAUGAAAGAAAUUCAGGGUUUGAAGCGAAAGACGCCAUUAAACUCAGUGCCACAGUUCACGUGUAUUUUGUUCUUGAGAAGCCUGUGAAGGAGCUUCUCCCUCAUAUCAAGAGAUUAGAGUUUGAUAUCAAUGGUGAACUAGACAUUCCUAAUGUCAAGGUUGCCAUUCUAUCCAUGCACGACGUAGGCGAGUCGAACAGGACAUACGUGGUUUUCGGUCUUCUUUCUGAAUACUUAACUGCUCCAAUAAAUCCAGUGUCCUUAAGUCUGCUGAGAUCGUAUUUAUAUGACCUUUACCUUCGCGAGUCGAACCUUACUUUGACGACAUCGAUUUUUGGACAGCCAUCAGUAUUCGAAAUCCUGAGGUUUCCUGGGGGAAUCUCUAUAAUCCCAUUUCAACAUGCUUCAAUAUGGCAGUUCCCCCAGAUUGUGUUUAACUUCACUCUUACGAACUCUAUUUCUGAAAUACUCGACAAAUUCGUCGAGUUCAGGAACGAGGUGAAGCUUGGAUUGCAUCUGAGGCGCUACGAGAAUGUGUAUUUUCAAAUAACAAACACAAUUGGCUCGACGAUGCAACCGCUCGUAGUUGUUCAAGCUUCUAUUUCUUCGGAGUUGGGGCGCAUGACAUCACAGAGAUUAAAGCAGUUGGCUGCAAUCAUCAACGCCUCUCCCAAACGAAAUCUCGGCCUUGAUUACUCGGUCUUCGGAGAAGUCGAAAGUGUCAGUUUGUCUUCGUAUCUGAGGAGAACCUCUAAGGCAAUACCACCUACUCUUCCUCCAGCUCCUGCCCCAGCUCCUGGUGAUCAUGUAGAACUACAGAUUGCUCCACAUCGUUCAAGGUCAUCGUCCCAUGGUCUUGCGCCCCGACGACAUGUAAAUCGUUACCCACCUCGUUCUUCUCCGGCUCCUGCACAUUCCUCUCGUGGACAUUCAAUACCUCCAAUCUCCUAUCCGAAGUCUACAAGUCUAAUUGUUCCUCCGGCCGAUCAACCUGGGGUUUCUUCGUCGUUGCCCCCUGAUCUGUUACCUAAACCGAAGCCUUCUUUUCGGUCCGAAUCAGGGCAGACAAAGGAAGAUGUCCAUAGAGUUUGGCCGCCGCCCAUUGAUUCGUCUCGUCCAGAUCAAGUAAGUUUUGACAUACUUUGUUAGAUCAUAAAGCUGAAGGCAUGUACAGUUGCCUUUGUAUCUAUCAGAGCUCCAACUCAUUCAUUUCUCAUGUUUGUAGGACUGAAUAUCUCAGGGCUCCAUCACUCUCCUUCAUCUUGGCAUAUCCAUAUCAUCACACAGUCAUCUGAAGAACACCAAUGAUACAAAAGACGUCGGGUUGGAGCGGAUCGGGUACUCAUUUUUGGUUCUACGAGCAACAGAAGGCGCCUCUGCAAACAUUUCUAACAACAAACAGGUGUUUUCCUCCCAAAAAGGAGAGUGUUAAGUGUAGAUAGGGAAUGGGGAUGUUGUUUUCCAAAGGGGAAGCAAGUCCAGUAGGUGUAGGGUGUUCUAAAACAUAUAAUUAUGAGAUGGGAUUUUGCAGAUCUCAAGAGGAACCGAAUAGUAAGCUGUAGAGUUCUGAAAAUAAGGUUCCUUUUGACUCUCUGCAAUUUCUAUACACACAAUGUUACAACAAAUUUAAUAAGCAAAAUAUGUUAGUUCAUGUUUUCGUGGUUUUAAAAUGUGUCAACUAAGAAAAAGUUUUUAUACUCUUAUAAAGAAUGCUUCUCAUUA
This is a messenger RNA of Cucurbita pepo subsp. pepo (vegetable marrow), 2327 nucleotides long. Lineage: Eukaryota; Viridiplantae; Streptophyta; Magnoliopsida; Cucurbitales; Cucurbitaceae. The record is from RefSeq and is a predicted model, not a curated record.